This is a messenger RNA of Corvus hawaiiensis (hawaiian crow), 1395 nucleotides long. Its product is annotated as olfactory receptor 14J1-like. Bases 183 to 1115 code for a protein of 310 amino acids. NCBI's taxonomy places the organism in Eukaryota, Metazoa, Chordata, Aves, Passeriformes, Corvidae. The record is from RefSeq and is a predicted model, not a curated record. The transcript has 2 exons. Gene Ontology annotation, cellular component: membrane. Gene Ontology annotation, molecular function: G protein-coupled receptor activity; olfactory receptor activity. Gene Ontology annotation, biological process: G protein-coupled receptor signaling pathway.
AGGGCUUAAACUCAGCUGGGGCUGGGAAGGGGCUGGGAAGUGACUGCGGGAGAAUCACUCCCAGCCCCUGGCACAGGAAGCCUCUGGCUGCAGGACACGGCAGCUGCAGCUCCUGGAGGGAUCUCCUAAAGCUGCAACAUCCCAGUGCCUACGGAUUCUAACCCAAUGCCCGGACACAGCCAAUGUCUAACAGCAGCUCCAUCAGCCACUUCCUCCUGCUGGCAUUGGCAGACACGUGGCAGCUGCAGCUCCUGCACUUCUGCCUCUUCCUGGGCAUCUCCCUGGCUGCCCUCCUGGGCAACGGCCUCAUCAUCAGCGCCGGAGCCUGCGGCCAGCACCUGCACAGCCCCAUGUUCUUCUUCCUGCUCAGCCUGGCCCUCACCGACCUGGGCUCCAUCUGCACCACUGUCCCCAAGGCCAUGCACAAUUCCCUCUGGGGCACCAGGCACAUCUCCUAUUCAGCAUGUGCUGCUCAGGUGUUUUUCUUUCUGUUCUUCCUCUCAGCAGAAUAUUUCCUCCUCACCAUCAUGUGCUACGACCGCAACAUGUCCAUCUGCAAAGCCCUGCACUACGGGACCCUCCUGGGCAGCAGAGCUUGUGCCCACAUGGCAGCAGCUGCCUGGGCCAGUGCCUUUCUCAAUGCUCUCAUGCACACGGCCAAUACAUUUUCCCUGCCCCUGUGCCAGGGCAAUGCCCUGGGCCAGUUCUUCUAUGAAAUCCCACACAUCCUCAAGCUCUCCUGCUCCAAAUCCUACCUCAGGGAACUUGGGCUCAUUGCUGUCAGUGUCUGUUUGCUCUUUGGCUCUUUUGUGUUCAUUGUUUUCUCCUAUGUGCAGAUCUUCAGGGCCGUGCUGAGGAUCCCCUCUGAGCAGGGCCGGCACAAAGCCUUUUCCACGUGCCUCCCUCACCUGGCCAUGCUCUCUCUGUUCCUCAGCACUGCCAUGUUUGCCCACCUGAAGCCCCCCUCCAUCUCGUCCCCAUCCCUGGAUCUGGUGGUGUCAGUUCUGUACUUGAUGGUGCCUCCAGCCCUGAACCCCCUCAUCUACAGCCUGAGGAACCAGGAGCUCAGGGAUGCCCUGAGGAAAAUGGUGAUUGGAUUUUUUCAGCAGCAAUGAAGUGCCGGUUUUGUUCUCCACAGCUGCAGUGUAACUCAGUGCAGGCCCAGCCUGUCUGCUCAAGUUUUUCAGAGUGGCUGUGUGUGUGCAGGGUUUCCUUUUUCAUUUUGUGAUAAUGUUGUGCUCAAUGAAACUUUAUUUAUCCUGUCAUCAUCCCAUUACUGGGAUCAUUCAUCCUAUUUAGAAUUCACUGCUUACACCUUGAAUUUUACCCAGAGACAAUGGAAAUGAGGAAUCACCUCCUCUGUGCACUGUAGCAAAAUAAAGGAUCCUGCAGCAA